This is a messenger RNA of Vicia villosa (hairy vetch), 1014 nucleotides long. RefSeq lists its product as uncharacterized. Bases 1 to 1014 code for a protein of 337 amino acids. The record is from RefSeq and is a predicted model, not a curated record. The transcript has a single exon. NCBI's taxonomy places the organism in Eukaryota, Viridiplantae, Streptophyta, Magnoliopsida, Fabales, Fabaceae.
AUGCAUAGAAGCGACGAUUCUAUUUGGUGGAGAGAUUUGUGCAACAUUAAUGCGUUGGAUGACAUUAUCGAUAACGGCUUUUCCGGUUGCUUCAAAUGUUUUUGCAAGAGCGGUAAGGACAUUCUCUUUUGGCAUAAUAGGUGGUUGGGAGAACAAUCUCUUUGUUUGGAAUUCCCGGAUUUGUAUGAAUUAUCAACCAAGAAGUUUUGUACGGUGGAGGAGGUAUUUGAGUGGAACGGCGGAGUUCCUAGGUGGGAUUUGGACGGCCUUUUUUCGGCUGAUUCUGUCCAUGGCGCCCCUGUCACAACCGCGGCAGCAGCUGGCAGUAGCUGGGCCCGGUUGUGCGGCUGCCUUCAUGCGUUCAGUCCUAGCGUGAAUGCCCGCGACACUUUUUUGUGGUCCAUUGACGAUAACAACGACUUCACCGUUGCGAGCAUUUCUUCCAUGAUUGAUAGCGCUAAGUCAAUUGCUUGGGAUUAUCAAGUGAUCAACUCGUUGAAGGUGAUGUGGGAUCUUAAACUCCCGCCCAAGAUCAAGGUCUUUACUUGGCGCUUCUUCAUUGAUCGGCUUCCUAAUAGAGAUCAAUUAUUGAAAAGAGGUGUUGCUCUUGACUCGUGCCCGAAUUGUGUGAUGUGUGGCUCCUCUCUUGAAUCCUCAUCCCAUCUUUUCUUCAUUUGUCAAGAGGUGAAAGCGGUUUGGAAUCACAUCUUCAUUUGGCUCGGUAUAGCGGAGGAGGUCAAUGCGCAAGACUUUUUUAGUUUCGAAGUUGUUCAAGAUAAGGUGAAGUGUUGCAAGCGUAGAAUCGAUAUCAAUUUCGUUUGGGUAGCUACUAUUUGGAGUCUUUGGCUUAUGCGGAAUGCCAUGAUCUUUAGGGGGGAGGUAUUUAGCUUUGAGGUGGUUUGUACUAACAUUGUGUUUCUCUCUUGGAGAUGGUUGGGUUGUGGAUAUACUAAGUUUAAACCAAACUACUACGAAUGGUUUAAACUUCCUUUAUCCGACAAUCGUUUACCAUAG